CAUAUAAAAACUUAUGUGGGCAACCAGUCCAUCCUACUACUCUAUAGUUCGGUACUAGAAUCUUUGUUUUGCUGCCAUCAACAUCACACACUGAAACUUGCGAGCAAAAGGAGAUCAAAGGAAGAGACCAUCAUAUCAGCUGGGGAGAUGAAGGCACCUCUGCACCCCUCCUCACCGGCCUCCGCCGCCUUCUUGUGCAAGAAGGCGCGGUUGUCGCCGUUGCUCCUGGUGUCUCUGCUCUUCAUGCUCCUCUUCUCCUUCCUCUACGGAGAAGAGCUCACGGCGCUCAUCAGCCAGCAAGCUCGAGCUUGGCCACGCCUCAACAUCCACAACGACGACAGUGAUCAUCAGCCCGUGGCACCACCGCCGCCGGCCCGUCACAACGACGACAGUGAUCAUCUACGGAAGAAGAAGUGGGAGGGGAGGCUGCCGUUCGCGGUGAACGAUGAGGACGAGGACGAAGAGUGCGAAUUGUUCUCGGGGAGCUGGGUGUGGGACGAGGAGGCGCACCCACUGUACCGGGAGGAGGACUGCCCUUACAUCCAGCCGCAGCUCGCCUGCCAGGCGCAUGGCCGCCCGGACAAGGCCUACCGGUCCUGGCGCUGGCAGCCGCACGACUGCACACUCCCAGUGUUCAACGCGACGCUGAUGCUGGAGACCCUUCGGGACAAGCGGAUGAUGUUCGUGGGCGACUCGCUGAACCGCGGGCAGUUCACGUCCAUGGUGUGCCUCCUGCAGUCGGCCAUCCCGUCCGCCGACGCCAAGUCCUUCGAGAUGUCCCCCGACCAGCAGCACACCGUGUUCACCGCCAGGGCCUACAACGCCACGGUGGAGUUCUACUGGGCGCCCUUCCUGCUGCAGUCCAACGCCGACGACGCCGUCGUGCACCGGAUCUCCGACCGCACCGUGCGCAACGGCUCCAUCGCCCACCACGGCCGCCACUGGAAGGGCGCACACGUCCUCGUCUUCAACACUUACCUCUGGUGGUGCUCCGGCCUCCGCUUCCGGAUCAUGAACGGGCCGAUCGAGGAGGCGGCGAACACGGAGUCGACGGUGUGGGUAUCGACGGAGGAGGCGUACGGCAUGGCGUUCCGGGACAUGCUGCAGUGGACGAGGGACAACAUGGACUUCAACAAGACAAGAGUCUUCUUCACCAGCAUGUCGCCCACCCACGGCAAGAGCCAGGACUGGGGCGGCGCGGCAGGGGGCAACUGCUACAACGAGACGGCGAUGGUCCAGGACGCGGAAUACUGGGGCACGGACAGUCGCCGUAGCGUGAUGCGGGUGAUCGGGGACAUCCUCGACGGCGACGGCGCCGACGUGCCGCUCACGUUCCUCAACAUCACCCAGCUGUCCAUGUACCGCAAGGACGCGCACACCUCCAUCUACAAGAAGCAGUGGAACCCGCUGACGGCCGAGCAGCUCGCUGACCCCAAGAGCUACGCCGACUGCGUCCACUGGUGCCUCCCGGGCCUCCAGGACACGUGGAACGAGCUCCUCUACACCAAGCUCUUCUACCCUUGAUAAUCACUACUAGGUUGCACUACUAGCUAGUUACCAUUCGAGAUCGACCUUCAGGUAGAAAGAAACUGUCAAGAGAGUAGUUCAAGUGGUAAAUGUUUACUAGACGGAAUUGCGCGCCUUGCCGCGCCGGUUCUUUUUUUUCUGUAAAGAAUAAGCAUUUUCAGAAUACACUGCUACAAAGAAUACACA
Molecule: messenger RNA, 1713 nt
Organism: Brachypodium distachyon (stiff brome)
Lineage: Eukaryota; Viridiplantae; Streptophyta; Magnoliopsida; Poales; Poaceae
Product: protein trichome birefringence-like 33
Exons: 3
Coding region: 148-1524 (458 amino acids)
Cellular component (GO): Golgi apparatus
Molecular function (GO): O-acetyltransferase activity
Source: RefSeq, a predicted model, not a curated record